Molecule: messenger RNA, 930 nt
Organism: Linum trigynum
Lineage: Eukaryota; Viridiplantae; Streptophyta; Magnoliopsida; Malpighiales; Linaceae
Source: the annotation of a GenBank genome assembly
AAAAGAACGAGAAAAAAAAAUCAAAAAAAGCCACCAGCCACCAUUUAUACCCUCCCCCUUUCCCCCUCUCACCCAAAAUCGGGAAAAAAGCAAUCCCUUUCCAUUCUCCGAACCAAUUUCUUCCCCCGAAAUCCUAUCCCUUCUCCGACGAGCCGGCGCCGCCGAGAAUCAAAAUCGCGCCCUCCUUUCUUCCACCCAGUUCCCUCGCCUCCUUUCUUCCAUCUCACCAACGCUCUUCUUUCUUUCUUUCUAUCGCGGCCUCCAGCAACAAUGUCGAGGCAAGCUGGUAGAAUCAGCAACCAAGCUCCAGCCUCUUCCGCUUCCGGUUCGUCGAACACGGCGAAAGUAAGAUGCGAAGGCCACAAUGCUCCCUGCGUUGUGAAUACCUCUCGCACAGAGGAUAAUCCUGGAAGGAAGUUCUAUUCCUGCCCAUUUUGGAAAGAUGUAAAGGAAGAUUGUCGUUUUUUUCGUUGGGUCGAUGGUACAUCUGAAUAUGGAAUAAUGGAGGAGAAUGAGCAUCUGAAAUUGAAAAUGGAGGCACUUGAAGGGCGGCUUCAUAAGGCAGAAGUGAAGGCAAAUAGGAGGAAACAAGAGAAAUUGGCGAUGCUAGAGGAUUUGAAGAAGGUUACUGAAGAAGGCAAUAUGUGCACUACAAAGUCGAAUGAUCUUGUGUAUUGUCUUUGUAGCCAUAGGCCUUAUUGUAAUGGUGAGUUCAAUUGUGAGUGAGGAUUGUGUGUUCAUUUGCAAGCAAAUUCCUGUGAUUGUAAGCUUACUUUGUGUGUGUGUUUGUUGAAGAAUAAGCUACCUCCUGUUAGUAAAACUUUGUGCAUAACAAGUGUGUACCCAUAAUUCAUAAAGAAGUUCAACAUUAACAUUAGCUCUUUCAUAGUGACAUCAAUACGAAUGUUGCAAAAAAGUGUUUUACAGUCA